Molecule: messenger RNA, 945 nt
Organism: Clonostachys rhizophaga
Lineage: Eukaryota; Fungi; Ascomycota; Sordariomycetes; Hypocreales; Bionectriaceae
Source: the annotation of a GenBank genome assembly
AUGGAGGUACUCGGUGCUGUAGCGAGCGUCGUUACCAUUCUGGAGGUCGGCGGAAAGGCUGGCAAAUUUAUCAAAGGCAUUCGCAACAUCCCGGAGAGCUUUGAGGAGCUUAGAGAAGAGAUUGGCUUUCUUAAAGCAAUCUCUGCGGAGCUAUCGAAGGCUCAAGAGGCUAUCUCUAAUGGCAGUCACAGCACUCGUUUGAGAUCCUCUUGGCCCACUAGUAUCGAGAACAUCAGGAAGACUUUGGAGGACACAGUCCGCGACCUAGAAGACAUACAGACGAAAUGUGAGCGACAGCGGCCAGAUGCGGAGCCGGCCGCCAAACGGCGAGCAUGGCUAAGUCGUCGUACCCGGAUCUCGACCCUUCUCAGGAAAGCCGAAAAUGCAAAGGCAAAUCUAGGACUGGCACUGAAUGUCUUUGCGUUGGCAAUCAUGAACGCUCAGACCCUAAAAGAAGAUGCUGCCCCCGGAAGAGUCCACGAGAUCGAGAAUGGGGAGGAAAUCGAAACACCGCCGGCAGUGGAGGAGAAUUCCACAUCCGUUACAGAAACGGAAACGCAGUUAAUGAACCCGCCUCGCACCUCCGUAGUUGCGAAAAUGCGACAGAUAUACGCCGGUCGUUGUCGAUGUCACUGCCAGAAGCAGCCCUGGCGCAUCCGGAGUCCGACGUGGGCCUCAUCACUGGUUGGCGGAUUCGAGGUCAGAGGUUGGUUUGGUACGGUGUCCAACUCCUCUCCAGUUUCAGGCUGUACAUGCUCACGAAAUAAGCGCGUGUGCGUGGAUGAUGGGCAGUCCCAUUAUUCGUUGGCAGCUAAAUUCUUCUUGGGGGGGUCGUUCUAUACUCUAGAAUUUGCCAUGCGCCCAGUAAACACAAGGCGGUUCGAUUCAUCUCACUGGAUCCUCUUGGAUAGGAGCAAGGAUAGCCUACAAAUUAGCAUGAGCUAG